Messenger RNA from Nematostella vectensis (starlet sea anemone), 2800 nucleotides. RefSeq lists its product as uncharacterized. The record is from RefSeq and is a predicted model, not a curated record. Bases 311 to 2692 code for a protein of 793 amino acids. Gene Ontology annotation, molecular function: G protein-coupled receptor activity. Gene Ontology annotation, biological process: cell surface receptor signaling pathway; G protein-coupled receptor signaling pathway. Gene Ontology annotation, cellular component: membrane. NCBI's taxonomy places the organism in Eukaryota, Metazoa, Cnidaria, Anthozoa, Actiniaria, Edwardsiidae. The transcript is spliced from 12 exons.
UGUGGACUGAGAACAACUCACUUGCUCUCGUUAGUACUUGGAAAUAUUGUAACUAAGUGCUUUUUUAUUUGCCACAGAAGAAAUGAUCGCGGUUAAUGGGUUUGGUGGGUUCUAAAUGUGUUUCUUGUAAAUCAAAUACUAGUGAUGCAGAAUUGGAUGGCUCUUCCUGUUUGCGCAGAUACCUGUCACAUGAAUGUUAACUGAUGGGAGUUUGACGCAAACUUUAGUUUGCUUCAGAAGCCAUCUUAGCGUUUACGAAAGAAAACUUCAAAAAGAUGUACGGAAAAGCGCGCAUUGAAUACAAGAUCUGAUGUCGACUUCACGCUUGUUUGCCUUGGUGGUCAGCGUGGCUUGGAUAGCGGGCUCGGUAAUGGUCAGCCGCGUCCAUGGACAACUUCCACCACCACCACCGCCACCACCACCACCACCCACCCUGCCAGCCAUUACACUCCCGCCUCCUGAAUCGACUAGAAGCAUGCUCGAGAGAUGGGCCGAUAAGUCACGCCUUGGGGAGAACCUGAAAAAUCUGAUAAACAGGCAACCUGAUAAUCACCGAAUGUACACGUGCGACGAGAGAUGUAACAAGACAAGCAGGGACUGGAACGACAUCAGCCAGCCAAAGUGCUUCUGUGACGACAUGUGCGUCGCCUUCAAAGACUGCUGCCAUGACUACGAAAAAAAAUGCGGAAGACCCAGUGUGAUAGAGUCUCGAGAGAGCGUCGAGGAUAUCUGCACAUUUCGGCGCUCACAUAGUACACCUUAUGGCUUCAUCUUUAAGCGCACGUGUCCAAACGGGACCGCGCACGCACUCUCUCAGCGGUGUUCUACAGUACGAGAUGACGACUACAUGUCGUCACUUCCGGUCAUAGAUGUGACGUCACGCACUCCAUACCGGAACUUGUUCUGUGCUGUGUGCAGAAAGGCUGAUGAAAUUAGCUGGUGGCGGGCGGAAGCUGUUUGUCCAAAUAGUACUAUAGACUACACAAACAUGAGCAAGGUUCGACAUUUCAUCGCAUCUAACUGCACGAUGAGGUACUCUCCCUCGAACGCCAUAAGAGACCUGCACCCCAUUUGCAUCCCACCUCUGACCACACCCAUUAUUGGCACGCCCAGCUCUCACGUCACCGAAAACGUCACUGAAAUCAUCAAGGAAUUCUGUGAUUCCUACGCGUUUCCCGUGUGCGUAAUCACAAACGGGGUUCAGUACAUGUAUAAGAACCCUCACUGCGUACUCCAAAGCGGCCAAUUCGACUUAUCUGACGUCAAAGUGGAAUGCGGAAUCUUCAACCCAUCACUUCCGCCACUCAGCAUAUUCUUUGACUUCCGGUCAACGACGAGUUACGUCAUGAGCGAGCGACGCGGCUCAGGGGCCUCUGACGAGGUAACCGAGGAAACACUUAACUGCCUGAGUAACCAGGUCUACGAUCCGUUUGCUGGCCGUUGUCGGGAGGUGUUUGCGGGCUCAGUGCAUCCUACCACAGGUAGCCCCACCAGUGGAAGUAACUGCACAUAUGUUGCUCUGGAUGAAAAAGAAUACAAAUUUCUUGAAAACGGGACUAUUCUUGUGGAGGCUCACCAUCGUCGCUAUAGCAACAGUUCAUACAAGAUAAUAAACGGUACACUAUACGUUUGCACCAAUUUCACUCAAGAGUACAACGUGCUUCCCUCAGGUGCAGGAAGAGGACGAACGCACGAUCUGAACGCCCUGAGCGCUCUGACUAUCGCAGGCUGUGCCCUCAGCAUGAUAUCCCUGGUCGUGCUUAUCUUCUCGUACGCCGUGCUGCCCGAGCUGCGUAAUCUUCCUGGUCGAGUGGUUCUCUCCCUGGCCAUCACCAUGCUGCUCUACCAUUUGCUCUAUUUCCUGGUCAACCAGUCGGACACACGUGCUCUGUGUGUCGCUGUCGCCGUGAGCCUGCACUUUGCACUGCUCAGCGCCUUCUGCUGGAUGAAUGUGCUCGCUUUUGAUGUGCAUCAUACAUUUACUAAGCCAGGUCAGCGCAGAACAGCGUCACGUGGUCACUGCCCCGGCACGUACGCCAUAUACGCAGCCUACUCAUGGGGAAUUCCGCUGGCCAUUGUUACUAUCUCGUUCUCCGUUGAUCUGUCGGGUAGUUGGCGUAUUGGAUACGGGCGUGGUGAGUACUGCUUUAUCGAGAACCCCAGUGCCAUGUUGUACUUGUUCCUGCUGCCCGUGGCGAUAAUUCUCCUGUACAACUUCAUCGCGCUCUUUCAUACAAUGUGGCACAUUAGAGCUGUCAGAAAGAAAACUUCGAAAGCGUCCAAUCAGCAACGCAAACCAAACCUUCCAAUCAUCUGCUUUAAGAUGACGUCAGCAAUGGGUAUCACGUGGGUCCUGGCGUAUUUUGCUUCGACACAGGCCACCUCGUUCCUGUGGUACGCGUUCGUCAUCCUCAACAGUUUACAAGGGUUCCUGAUUCUCCUGUCCUACGUGUUAAACAGGCGCGUACUCUCAAUGUACCGCGAAACGCUACAGAGCAUGCGCAAAACCAGUACUCAAGGUACCAGGAGCACCACCCCCGGACGGGACAAUUCGCUAGCCGUGGCGUCCACUACUGAGGGGGGUAGGGAGAGGCUGAGAUCUGAUACAAUCGACAUACCCGCCGGGCGGGAGAGAAAGCUCACCGAAUCGAGCAUAAUUCCUGAUAAACCAGACAUUGUAACACAAAUGUGAAAAGGAUACUUUUUCAUUUAUUUAAUUUAGACCGCCCGGGAUUGGGGUCUGUUAUCUUUAAGUUCAUGAGUCAUUUCAAACAGAAGAAAAUAGCUCAUUAUAAGAUCA